CAACACUGCCAAAAUCAGCUGUUCGGAAAGAACAAAGUAAAGAAUUACUUAACUGUCAUUUGAAUUAAAAAAUAGUCGGAGUCUUCAAAAUAUUAUAAAAUGCCGGAACAAAACAAUACUGAUCGAAGGACAGAUGCUUCCCUAGAAGAUGUUGCUUCUUUUAACAAAGAAUAUUCUAAGGACAUGGACAUAUUCCGCGAUACUUUCAUACGUUACAUGGGCUACAGCAAUGAAAUUGGCGAGGCAUUUCGACCCCUGGUAUCUAAAUCCCUGGUAGCGGCUUCCUACGGCAUGGCCAUCGGAUAUGUGUGCACGGAUACGUUCGACAAGGCGCUGCGCCUCCGGAUGAACGGAGCCCCCAACCGGGAGGUGCUCGUCAAAGGCGGCGAUGUGUUCUCCUGGCAGAUGCUGGCCUCGGUAACGAUUCCCGGCUUAGUAAUCAAUCGGAUAACCUGGGCUACCCGCCUUGCGAUGAGACGGGCUCCUGUUGUCUUCCUCAAGACAGUGCCCACACUGGUGGGCCUGGCCAGCAUUCCACUGAUCGUGCAUCCCAUCGAUAACCUUGUGGAUCGUGUGAUGGACGCCACAUACCGCAAGCACAUACGGUAGUGAAGAUCGUGCAUGUCAGUUACUUGUAAUAUACCCCUGGUGAUAGUGAUAGUUAUUAAUUGGGAAGUGUUCUCGAAGCCAAGCUUUGAUGCCAAAAUCCAUUGUAAUGCUCCAAGGAUUGCUAGCUUUACAGUUGGUUUAUUGCAAUCGAGAUUAAGUAAAAAAAAUAAUGUACAACACACUCUACAAAAAAAUAAAUCUUUAUACACAAUUGAGGCCACAUGGUGGAAUGCCGGAUUGGGAUCACCUCUAUCUGGUCCACUACUACUGCUCCUCUUCGUCGUCGCUAUCGAUCAGAUAGGGACUGUCCAGAGCACCUAAGCCGGCCGCCACGCCGCCCUCGUUGGCGGUGGAGAGCUUGGUCCGGAGCAUAUGACCCGCCUGGUAGUUGUGCACAAUGUUAUCCGCAUCGCCGAUCACCACUCCGAAGAUGCCCAGCUCUGAGACCAUGUCCACGAUCUGGGGCGGCAUCUCGGCACCAGGACGCACCAUA
Messenger RNA from Drosophila ananassae, 1102 nucleotides. RefSeq names its product mitochondrial fission process protein 1. Gene Ontology annotation, biological process: mitochondrial fission. Lineage: Eukaryota; Metazoa; Arthropoda; Insecta; Diptera; Drosophilidae. The transcript has 3 exons. Bases 100 to 609 code for a protein of 169 amino acids. Gene Ontology annotation, cellular component: mitochondrion. The record is from RefSeq and is a predicted model, not a curated record.